Trichomonas vaginalis G3 is the source of this 634-nucleotide messenger RNA. RefSeq lists its product as uncharacterized. The transcript has a single exon. The record is from RefSeq and is a predicted model, not a curated record. Lineage: Eukaryota; Parabasalia; Trichomonadida; Trichomonadidae. The annotation marks the transcript as partial.
AUGACGACUAACUAUUUGGUGCCAAACACUAAACCGAUUAAUGGAAAUGUGUUUCAUUCAUUCGAAAAGAUAAAUGAAAUAUUCGCAAAGAAUGACGGUAGAAGAUAUUAUAGAGAACUUGAAAGUUCAUGCUAUGACUCUGAUACUCCAUAUUUUGAUGAUAAACAAACUCAUUUAAGAAUUACAAAUCCGGCUCAUGAUGUGAACCAAUUAGGUGACACAUAUAUUAAACGCAAAGUUAAAGCAACUCUAGUUUCAAAUAAAGCUUUCACAUGUGAUGCCGCUUUUAAAUGCAUGCGUUUAUUCGUUGGUUACAAAUCAUCAAAUCAAAGCUUUAAACAAUUAGAAGUAGAAACCGAAAGAGGUGAUGCCGGUUAUCUUCAGAUGGAUUGCGCCCGUGAAUCUUUCGCAUUUGCAACAUAUAAACCAAAAUCAGAAAGGAAAGUUAAAAAGUUUGUUCAUUCGUUAUAUAAUAAUGUUCAAAAAUAUGAUAACUCAGUAUGUGGUAAAUAUAUUGACCCUUCAGAAGUUUUCAAGAAAGCAAAUGAAGAAGUUGAUGUCACUUUUGAUAUGAUUAUUCCGGUAAAUGAUUUGUUAGCAUUUCAGGCGUUCGAUGAUUAUCCUAAAUCAUUUG